Messenger RNA from Cladocopium goreaui, 1589 nucleotides. The record is from the annotation of a GenBank genome assembly. Lineage: Eukaryota; Dinophyceae; Suessiales; Symbiodiniaceae.
GGAGCUGGAGAAUUUUGAAAAAAAUGGAGAAGGAGGUCGACGAGUCUUGUUCGAUAUUCUUAAGGAAUGGACGUCAGCCUCAUUUCAUCGACAAGUCAGAGACACCAGCCCUCCGGGCUGCUCCUGGCAGAGCUUGGCUAUGGCUUUCCAAGAAGCGCAGGGGUCUGGUGAAGUGACAGAUGUUGAAAAAAAAAUGCGAAGAUUGCUGGUCCAAGCUUACGGCUCACUGUCAAAAGAACAAUGCAGAUCUGUCGCAGAAGAAAAGCUGAAGUGUCGUCUCUCUUUUUUUCAUCAAACCAAAUAUCGAAAAGUGGAUCGGGUUUUGGAACAUUGGAACUGGUACUUGUAUUGCUUGACAUUUUGCAGCCAGUCCUUUAGCGACCAACGUAGGUGGGCAAACACACUAGAGGAACCUGUUCAAGGCGUUUUCGUUGUUCGGAUGCCAUUGGACUCCGUCGACCUCUACUUUUUUGCAAAGCUCUUAAGACUGCAAAUUUUGCUUCUGCAGUUUUGCGAGAAGGCGCUUCGAUUUGGGGACAACGGCGUGACCUUGCACUUGGUCACCUAUGGGGGCAUGUGGGCGCCACUGCUCUCCACCAAAUUGUGGCUGCAAGAGAAAGCAGAUUUGUCUGGCAGCAUCGUUCAAAUCGACAGUUCGUUAAAAGGUUCUCUGGCCCCCUUUGCGGGAAAGACUGCUUGUGUCCUCGGCUAUGAUGUGGACAAAGACUACCACAUCGCUGCUACCACACGGCUAUUUCCACUGAAGAGUGUGCAGAUCAGCGAAAUCAUCGCACGCAGUGAAGACAGGAACAUCACUUUUUGGAGGCAUCACAGUCGUCAUGAUGAACCACCUCUGCGUGGCAUUCCAGACAAAGCAGUGGAAUUUCAGAUCCUGCUGCAUUUGCUGCGCCUUGAAGUUGGACAGCGCUUGGAAGACCUGCAUGAAGUGAUGGCUGGACGGUGCCCCAGGCCAGAGCUUCAGGAGGAUUUGGCACCCUGGGAAGACUUCGUGUCUGGACGGGCAGUACAGAACUCAGACAGUCGAGACAGUCUUUGGGCUUCCUCCCUGCCACUGCAAGAGGUUGUAGCCAUGCUGUUUGAAGGCAAAGGAGUCUGGACGAAGUGUUUGGUGCCAGUUGGCCCGCAGCCAGACAAAGUCGAUUUCCUAACGUGCAGAGUUCAAGAUUUUAUUUGCCUGAAACAGGUGGUGGAGGUGGUGGAUGAGCAUGACGACAAGUUUUCAGAAGUGACGUUUUUGGCUCAUACGGCGUCGGAUAAACAGGCCAAACUUCUUUCCAGUGAUGCUGUUUGCUCAUGGCUGGUGCUGCAUAAUUUCCUUCCUGAUCAAAGUCAUCAGCGAUUUCGUCAGCUUGUCAAGCUUCAUAAGGGAGAUACGGCCAUUGUCACGGAACGAAGACGGGGCAAGUGGAAUGGUUGGGCCAAAGGCAGUGUCAUUGCAAGCUCCCAAUCCAUCCAAUCCGAUGACUUUGGUGAAGGAGAUUUUAAGUUGGCGUUGCUCAGACCCCAGAUUUGGAUUGCUCGGAUUGAAGCUCAGAGAUACCCGAAAAAAGUGGAGUCUGGGAUGUAGA